Molecule: messenger RNA, 5753 nt
Organism: Limulus polyphemus (Atlantic horseshoe crab)
Lineage: Eukaryota; Metazoa; Arthropoda; Merostomata; Xiphosura; Limulidae
Exons: 10
Source: RefSeq, a predicted model, not a curated record
UUGAUAAUCGUGAAACUAUUCGUCGACAUCCACGAAAGGAAAUCCUGACAUUAGCCUCGGGUGGUACAGAAAUCCGACCAGAAGAUGUCGCUAACGUCCUGUCAUACGAACGUGCUACCAAAUUUGACCGUAGAGGUUGGAGCAAACUUGUAACCCCAGAAAACCCUUGGGAUACAUACAAAGUUCAGAGGCCACCAGAAGAUCAUUUUGGUAAACCUAAAGACAGUAGAAUUACUCGGGCAUCUGAAGGUCACAGGUCAAUGCAAGAAUACUUUGGUGGACAAUAUGAAUAUCAUAAGCCACAUGAAUCACAAACAAACCAACAACGAAAAAGUGUGGUACCGGUGAACGAGUACACGUCGAAGUCUACAAAUAUUACUCUUCCUUCGGGGACUCCAGUUAUUUCCAUCAACCAGGUGGCUGACCACAUGCAGAAAAUUGGUGACAAUGUCCAAACAAUGCCAACAAAGGUGAUUUCUUCAAGGCAAACGAAUAAAAAGGUCAAAGUUCCUCAGAGAAAUCCUGACCGACGAGAGAAAGCUUCACAAUGGUCUAAUACGAGAAACUUGUUUCGAGAAAAAAGCAAAUCAACCAGUCAUCUAGUGAGAGAGGAAUUCGAAGACGCCCCCUGGUUGCAAAGUGUCCUACCACAAGAAUCCUCUUAUCAGAAAUCAAGAAAUCUGUCUGAUUAUGAUAUCAGGCAAAAUUUUAGGGAGGAAAGUUACACAACAGAACUUUCAACAAAGACUUCAGCUAAAUCAAAAACGCCAUCUUCUGCGGAAGUUCAAAGAAAUACACCAACUAAACCAAAAAUGCCAUCUUCAGCAGAACUUCCAAGAAAGACAUCAGCUAAAUCAAAAACGACAUCUUCGGAGGAACUUCAAAGAAAUACACCAACUAAACCAAAAAUGCCAUCUUCAGCAGAACUUCCAAGAAAGACAUCAGCUAAAUCAAAAACGCCAUCUUCGGAGGAACUUCAAAGAAAUACACCAACUAAACCAAAAAUGUCAUCUUUUGCGGAAGUUCCAAAAGAAAAGACAUCAUAUAAAAUCGGACGAGAUAAUUACCAUACUUCUAAGGAAUCAAUGAAUAGUGAUUUCAGCCUUAAAUCAGAGUCAGUAUUUCGCUGUUCUGAGAAGACCUUUGAGCAGUACGAACUGAUUGAAGGGAAGCGUAAGAUUCGCCGUAAGAUAACAAAGUCCACGGACUUUAGCAGAGUGUCCAGUAAGUCUAGCAUCAACGACGAGGAAACUCGGUCCAAAGAAUCCGAACAGCAACGCAGUCCCACUGAAGAGAAAACUUACACAGAGACCAUUCUGGAUAUUAAAGUCGAUAACAAUAUAAGUACACGUUACGUCACCGCUGAGGCUGAUCGAACUCCAAUUCUCAAAGAAAUUGAAAAUCGAAAUGUCCCGGAAACGAACGACCGAGAACCGGAAACACUCGGGAAAUACAAAAGUAUCGAUAGCGGUGCCAUCUAUGUGAAACGGUUGAAACAAUCCAUCUCGCCUUUCAGCAAAGAAACAAAUGUCCAGGCGAAAUCUCGAAGCCAAAAAGCAAAUGACCAUCACAGCGACCAUACUCAAUCUAGAGAAAUGUGCCAAACCAGCAGAAAGCAAAAUGAAAAUCCGCCAGGGGAUUAUUCAACAGGAAAGUUGACAAACGUUCGAGUAUGUCAUUUUACCACAGAAAGGGAACAAAAACACAAAUUGGAACGAAACACCCUGGAUCACGCUGGUCUUAAGCGGUCGAUAAGCGCAACAAGAGAAAACGUAGAAAAUGAAUUAGAAAGCAGAUGGGAUGAAAAGCGAAAAAGGGAAAACCAGUUCAUAAAUGCAGGCAAAUAUAAUUUCCCUCCAGCGGUGAACACUGUAACUACACGGGAGAUAGCGACAAACACGGUAGCGUCAGCUUUUAAAAACAAAACUAAUUCAAAUCAAAAACCUGUGAAAUCGGAACUGAUGGACAAGAUGACCAGUAGGCGGGAGAAAAACUUCGACUGGGAGAACUAUGAAAAAAAACUACAGUCGAUGUUAAUGAAAAAAGAAGAUUUGUCUACUCUUAAAGUGCAGACAGAUUCCGACAAAAGCUCCGAAGAAACACGUACAGCUUCUAUAAAACCGAAACUUUUUGCCUCUAUAAUUAUCAAGCCACCAGGUGGAGAUUUAAUAGAAAAAGAAUUUUCCAGUGCAGAUAAGGUAGAAAUGAUACAUUCUGGAUCAACAAAGAAACGGGAGUUUAGUUAUUUACCUUAUCCUCAAACUUUCCCAAAAGACCUUGGAAGCUGUGAGGCACCAGACAACAAUGAUGAUAACAAAGAUCAUCUUGGUGUCUAUCAUCAGGCUCACUGGAAGAAGAGCGACACGGUGAAGAAAAACUACAAAAUAUCCAACGACCCUUCGCCUAAUGACGCUUUGAUCAACGACCUGGUGAAGAAAAACUACAAAAUAUCCAACGACCCUUCGCCUAAUGACGCUUUGAUCAACGACCUGGUGAAAGUUUCUGACCACGAUGGCCAUAACUGCGGUCAGUUUCCUGUUGGCACAGUAAAACAAGGUUACUCCAAUGAAAUUUAUCAGGAGGAAGCCAUCUUUAGACAAAGUAGAAGGGCACAGGAUGAGCUAACAGGAAGAGAGGAUGACAUCGAGAGUGAAGACCCUGUUUGUGGCCCAGCUUGGCUUCAAAGGGAAAAGCGACAAAGGGAAGAAGCGGACUGGGAAACGUUUGAACAACGACAACAUUUGAAAUACUCUCGACAUGAGGCGCUCGAGUCUAGUGACGUAAAACAAACGGGACGAAACAGAUUUGACUGGCCUAAAGUAGUGGGAGUCCGAAUUUAUUCGACACCGUUGGAAGAGCGGACCCCACACCAAACAAACACAGUUGAUACAGUGAAAGACGUGGUUAACGACACAGCACACCGGUUCACCAAGAACCCAUUAUCACAUUUGGGCAUUGUAGCAAGAGGCAUUUCAGUCCGAAGGGAAGAAAAUCUCCAAAGCGAAUUACAGAACAAAGAUCGCGACACUUUAUCAGUCUCGGACCAAAAGCCUAACGAAGAAAGACAUUCGGCCUGGAGAGACCAAUACGAAUCACUAUCGAGAAACAGAGACAACGAAAACAAAAGUGCACAAAUUUCUGGAGCCAAAGGUGCUACGUCCGAUUGGAAAAACGACAACGAUGAAAAUGUAUCAAACUGGAGAAAGAACGAUGAUAAAAUCGCUUUAUCUUGGGGAAGAGGAAAUGACAAUGAUACAGGAGAGUAUAUAAAAAGAGGGGAUUCUGUAUCAGAGAAACAAUACGAAUCGUACACACCAGAACUGUUGAAAGAGUAUGGAUUACAACUCAAGUUAUCCUCUUUGGAACAGUUGGGAAAAGAUUUGAACGAUGACGCAAGAUCUCGAGCUUGUCCCGCCGUCGCUUGUGAUUCGUCAGAGGAGAAGAAUGUACAAGAGGAAGCUUUAACAACGAAAAAAGUCAGGUUUGAUUUCGAGGAAAGUUUGGAUACAACUUUUACAUCAAAGAGGAAUUCUCGGAGUCUCGUGAAAAGCUCUACUUGUGUUAUAGGAUGGAACUCAGGAAUAGCCCCAUCUACUGGCACAACUUCGCAAGAAUCUCAGCAAAUAAAAGAAGAUUUAGAAAGGUAUAGGCUUAACCAGUCGUGUCAACUUCCAGAACCUGAAGCUGUCGGUUCAGUACCAACUAGAUAUCGUGUCAGCACAUGCGCAAUGAAUGAUAAUCGUGUUGAUAUGACCUUUCCUUCGCGUUCCGCAGCUCCAGUCGCCAGCUUUAAAAAUGAAAGAACGUGCCGCCACUCCUUAGAAGGGAGUGCCAGCCAUAUCAACUUAUCUAAUAGUCAAGUGCUUAGGCAAAACCUGCACUGUAAUGGUGCGGGAAGUGAUUUCAUCCCGCCACAGGUGAAAACAGGAUAUGACGUUAUUAACUCGAACAUCAACUUGCCCAGAAAUGUCGCCUCGUCCCCCACUGGCGAAAGAAACGUGUCAAGAGAAACUAGACAAUUAAGAUAUUCCUCCUUCGUUACAGUGAAAUCACGAGACAAUGACAGGUCAGAGGUCUCCGAUAUUUGUCAAAUGAACAAAAAUAUGUCAUGUGAACAACUACAACGUUUCCCUGACGUCGACGAUCAAGAAUCAAGAAAUGUUGAGUGGGUUAGGCUGGCUGAAGCAAGACAACAAAGAGAAUUCGACUGGUCCACACUCGAAAACCAGCAUAAGCCAACAUCUACGCCAGUACACUGGUUAGAUCAUAUCCACCUCAAGAACACUCGAACAACUAUUGGUAGUAUACCAAACACGUCAGAUGACGUUGAAUUGCGUCAUGCGCAGGAGGUGGAGAAAGAAAACUUCAGUCGUCAGGCUUCUGAUAAUAAAAGUGAAUGGCAUGGAACGUUAUUAAAUCAGCAAAUGAGAGAAGAAAUACAGUAUGAAGACGAAACUAAAGAUUUCACGAGACACGAGCACUGCAAUCGUUUGGCGACAACUAGCGGUAAUGAGUCACAUCUAGAACAAAGCAAAAAUCAAACAGGAAAGUUAGAAGUGAUCCUCGAUUUAAUUGAGACCUGGAGCCCUAUUGAAAAAACUACUUCUAAGCUUGAAAAUUCGUUUAGAGAUGACGAUCCAUAUAUAAGUGAUUUCAAAGUGGGGGAUGUAGGGGUUAACUCUUUCUCUGGGGCACAAAAGACAGAAGCCAGAACUGUUCCUGGAGUGGUAGAUAUAGAGAUUAACUCUUACUCUGAGGCACAGAAGCCAGAAUCCAGAACUGUUCCUGGAGUGGUAGAUAUAGAGUUUAACUCUUACCCUGAGGCACAGAAGACAGAAGCCAGAACUGUUCCUGGAGUGGUAGAUAUAGAGAUUAACUCUUACCCUAAGGCACAGAAGACAGAAGCCAGAACUGUUCCUGGAGUGGUGGAUAUAGAGGUCAAAUCUUACUCUGAGGCACAGAAGCCAGAAUCCAGAACUGUUCCUGAACUAGAAGCUGUGGAAGUUAAAUCGUCGUCUAGGAUAGAAUUUACAGAUGUUCCUACAGUGGAGGCUGAAGAAGCUGAAACUUCACUUAGGCUAUACAACGAAAAACUACAAGAACAAUUAGUCUCAAGUGAAACAAUGACAUUUUUUCAACCAAGUCCACACAGUUCAAAAGUUAGCCAGAUAUCUAACUUUGGAGAACAAAAACUUUUCAAUCCCAUAUUUAACUCUCGGAAAUUUCUGGAGCUACGUGAAUACGAAAAUGGAUCGAAUAAUCUGACAGAAAAAUCUGAAGUUCAAGAAAAGUUAAAAACUAUUUUCAAAAAUCGCCCCAGUAAAAUUGAAUUAAAGAAAAUUUUAGAAUCAAAAGAUGGGCAGGAAUGGUUUUCAGAUAUGCCAGAAGUUCCUCAAUCUAAGGUUGAAUUAAAAGAUGGGGAGGAGUAUUUUUCAAGAAUUCCAGAAGUUUCCGAGUCUAAGGUUGGGUCCAAGAAUGAACAGAAAUGUAUUUCAAACAUUGCCGAAGUUCUUGACUCUAAGAUGGAACAAAAAGGUGGGCAGGAGUAUUUUUCAAGAGUUCCAGAAAGUCCAGAACUACAGACAUUUGAAGAAGUCCAACAAAGAACAGCAGAGGAAGAUUAUGGUAAGUCAGCGUUGGUUAUUCCUCUAAGUGAGAGACCAAAACAUCAUUUUCAUAUGAAAAAGAAGGGCAAGUGUUUCUUACACUGGUCAUCUUUAAAAACAAAAACCAGGUCAUAAAUUAACGAGGUU